CACAAACCUGCAGAUCCUUCCAGCUGUUGUCACCUUCCAGCUGUUUUGCUCUCUUUGGAUGCCAUGGGGAACAGUUUCUCCAGUAUCCCGGCUCUGCCUCGCGGCAACCCCAGCAGGUUCCACAGAGUCCAUCAUCAGCAUCUCAAAGACUCCAUAGGUGGACCUUUUCCUUCUUCCUCUCACCGAUGCCACCACAAGCAAAAACACUGUUUGCCCAUCCCACAGUGUGGCACUCUCUCAAUCAGCCCACUGUUGUUCCAUCCACACACCAAGGGAUCGCAGAUCAUCAUGGACACCACACAGAAGGCGGUCAAGCGGCAGGCCAGCUUCUGCAACGCUAUUACCUUCAGCAACAGGCCAAUUGUUAUCUAUGAGCAAGUCAGGCUCAAGAUCACAAAGAAGCAAUGCUGCUGGAGCGGGGCUCUUCGACUUGGAUUUACUGCCAAGGAUCCUUCCAGGAUUAACCCAGAAACCUUGCCCAAAUAUGCAUGUCCAGAUUUGGUUUCUCAGAGUGGAUUCUGGGCCAAGGCCCUCCCAGAAGAGUUUGCCAAUGAAGGAAACAUCAUAGCGUUCUGGGUGGACAAAAAGGGACGUGUGUUUUAUCGAGUUAAUGACUCUGCUGCAAUGCUGUUCUUCAGCGGGGUGAGGACGACUGAACCCCUGUGGGCUCUGAUCGAUGUCUAUGGGCUCACGCGUGGGGUGCAGCUACUAGACAGUGAAAUUAUUCCUCCUGAUUGCCUCCGUCCAAGAUCCUUCACGGCUAUCCGCCGUCCCUCACUUCGCAGAGACACUGAGGACACCCGACUGUCUGUGAGCCUUUGCGAUCUCAACCUCCAGGAGGAGAACUUCCAUGUCAUGGCUGCCAUGUGUCCUAUCCCUCAGAACUCCCUCAACUCUCAACAUUCCCACCUUCUCCCAUCCCAGCUUGAAAGUGAUCUCCGUUUCCACCAGCUCAGGGGAGCUCAUAUCAAAAUCCUGGAUGACCAGACCGUGGCUCGUCUGGAGCAUGCUCGGGACGAGAGAACUUUGGUUUUUACUAGCAGGCCCCUUAGAAUCAAUGAGACUAUAUUUGUCAAAAUUAACAAAUCCAACACCUCACGUACUGGAACACUGUCCUAUGGGGUGACCACUUGUGAUCCUAGCACACUGAGGCCCAGUGACCUUCCUUAUAAUCCAGAGUCUUUAGUGGAUAGAAAAGAGUUCUGGGCAGUUUGUAGAGUGUUGGUGCCUCUCCAGAGUGGAGACAUUUUGGGUUUCGUGGUGAAUUCAGAAGGUGAACUGCAUUUGAGCCACAAUGGAGCAAGUGCCGGCAUGCAGGUCUGCGUGGACUGUUCCCAGCCACUGUGGAUGUUCUUCGGUUUACAUGGAGCAGUGAUGCAAAUCCGUGUUCUGGGUUCUACUCUUAUGGCUGAGCGACUGGGCCCAUCUGCACCAAGCUCACCCACUUCAUCUCCAAACUUGCCCUCCGUCCUUUGCAGUGGAGUUUCUGAUCCCAUUCUGAGUUCUUGUGGUUCUGGCCCGCUUGGCAGCUCAACUAGUGGCACCGCUCCCAACUCUCCAGUCAGCAUGCCAGACUCCCCCCUUUCCCCUUCCAUCUCAGGGUCCUGGAAUGACGAGUGCACCAUCUGCUAUGAGAACAUGGUGGACACCGUGAUUUACUCCUGUGGACAUAUGUGCCUGUGCUAUACAUGUGGGCUCAAACUCAAGAAGAUGACCAAUGCCUGUUGUCCAAUCUGCAGACGUGCCAUCAAGGACAUCAUCAAGACCUAUCGCAGCACCUAGAACAGCAUGCCAUAAAGGGGAGGGAGGGGCUGGGGAGAUCUG
Messenger RNA from Euleptes europaea (tarantolino), 1824 nucleotides. RefSeq names its product neuralized E3 ubiquitin protein ligase 1 (gene NEURL1). Gene Ontology annotation, molecular function: ubiquitin protein ligase activity. Gene Ontology annotation, biological process: nervous system development; negative regulation of Notch signaling pathway. Gene Ontology annotation, cellular component: plasma membrane; postsynaptic density. The record is from RefSeq and is a predicted model, not a curated record. The coding region runs from base 64 to 1782 and encodes 572 amino acids. Lineage: Eukaryota; Metazoa; Chordata; Lepidosauria; Squamata; Sphaerodactylidae. The transcript is spliced from 6 exons.